UUUCUACUCUUCUUUUGUACCCUUUUCUCUCUCUCUCUCUCUCCCGCUCUCUUAUCUUCUUGAUAGAUUUUUGUUGAGGUGCUAAUCGGUUGUGGGGAGGAGGGAGUUGAUAGAUCUGGGACGAGUCUAGCGACCACCAGCGAGGAAAGAGAGAGUGGGUGUGAAGGGGAACAAUCGGAUUAUUGGGAUUUGCUCAUGGAUCGAAUAGGAGAGGGACGAAGAGGAACGGAAGACAGAUGGAACGGCGGAAAGGAAGAUCUGGUGUCCAAUCGGGCGGUGGUGAUGAGACCGGGCGGUGGUGAUGAGACCGUCCGGUCGUCUGCCAAGGAAAGAAUCGAAGGAGGUGGGGGAUGUGGUUGAGCAGCGGGGGAGUCCUUCGCCCGCCCCCAACCAGCUAAUAUCAAGGGUGCAGCCUUGUGCUGCGUUGUUGCCACCACCGUUGCUUCUGAGCUCCGAGCAAAUCUCUUUCUUUCAGAUCUCCUUUGUUUAAUUUUUCAUUAGAUUCAUAUCUUUAUGUCUCCUGUUUGCAAAUCAUUUUGGUGGAUUAAUUUUUAACCAGUUUUAUUCGGAUCUAACCUUUAAUUUGGUGUAGUUGAUGUUAGAGCCGGAAAGGGAGGAAUUAAAGUAGACAGAGAAUAACCGGGAGAGGAAAUGAAGUGUCCCUUGAUUUUGGUUCUUUUUUUUUUUUUUUCCCUGAAUUUAGCCUUUUAAUUUCUUUUUCUUUUUUUUCUCUCUCUCUCUCUCUCAGAUUUUUUGGUUGGUUCUAAUGUUAUUUUGUAAACCUGAUCUUUUGCUUGACUGUUUAUUCUGAUGGUGCGUUAUUCUUCUCUACGUAGUUCAUUUUUGUUAUUGUGUUCACUUGAACAAAGGAAUGGGUUGCUA
Molecule: messenger RNA, 882 nt
Organism: Rubroshorea leprosula
Lineage: Eukaryota; Viridiplantae; Streptophyta; Magnoliopsida; Malvales; Dipterocarpaceae
Source: the annotation of a GenBank genome assembly